Molecule: messenger RNA, 843 nt
Organism: Aphis gossypii (cotton aphid)
Lineage: Eukaryota; Metazoa; Arthropoda; Insecta; Hemiptera; Aphididae
Exons: 4
Coding region: 127-693 (188 amino acids)
Source: RefSeq, a predicted model, not a curated record
CGAUUUAGUUGUACUUGAUUUUGUGUAAUCAUUAUAUCAAAAAAGUAUUCAAAUAAAAGAUUUAAACACGCUAUAAGUUAUUCGUAGAUAUACUGACUGCGAGCCAUCUGUUUCAGAAAAACAAAAAUGUUUUUCAUGAAGUUACUUUUUAUUAUUUUUAUUGGUAAAUACUUUGAAAACGUAAUAUUUGCUGCAUACAAUCCAUUACUAACUUAUACGAUACGAUUUCAAAAAUUGACAUUUAAACCCAACAUAACUGGAAAUUAUACGAUUGACAAAUAUAAAGAAAACGAAUUCGUUAAUGGAUAUGUUGCAAUUAAUUCGUCAGAAAUAAUAGACAAGCUUGUCGUAUUGUUUCAUCGCUGUAAUCCAGAAGGUGUAAACUGUGAAUAUUUCCAAUCAUGGGAAUUAACCGAUCUUUGCCCUAAAUUAAGGGAUAAAAAUCAAUUAUGGUCCAGUUGGUAUGGAUCACUUGACCCACAACCAAAUUGUCCAGUAACAAAAGUGAAUUCAUAUAUAAGAAAUGGCACUAUUGAUUUUGCCAAAGCGGUUCGAUGGUAUCCAGAUUGUGUUAACUAUCAAUGGAAAGUGAUACAAAAGUUUUAUGCCGGUGAACGUUACUUUGGUAGUUACUCCUUUGAUCUAUCAGUGUUUAGCUACAGAAAAAGAAACAUAAAAAAAUCAAAACAAUAAAAUGUAAUUAAUUUUACAUAAAAAAAUAUUUUACAAUUUAUUAUUUAUUUAGAUUAUUUAAUUUCAUUAAAAAUCACACCUACAUCAAGAUAUUUAUAUUUUGAAACUCAAUUAUGUAUUUUAUCAUCUAACUUUAUUAUAUAAGUGUAA